AUGGGGAAUACCCGUUGGGGUUUGGGAAUCCGUCUCGUUUUCAUUAUAUGUGUUUUUUCAAUGACAGCGUCACAAAAAUGGUUGGGUGGUGGAAAUCAAACAGCACCUUCUUGUUCUAUUCAAGAGAGACUAGCUCUUCUCAAGUUCAAACGCAGCAUCAAAGAUGACCACGGAAUGCUUUCAUCAUGGGGGGUUGGCAAUGACUGUUGUAGCUGGGAAAGAGUCGGCUGUGAUGAUGCCACCGGAAGGGUUGUCAGCCUUCAACUCAGAAGUAAUGUAAAGGAAGACUACUACCUAAUUGAUCGACCAUACGCGUUGGGUUCGAAAGACUAUUACUAUGGUGAUAGGGACUACUACUUAGAAGGUGAUGAGCUGAACACUUGUUUGACAGAGUUGGUGAAUCUAAAACAUCUAGACUUGAGCGGGAAUGAUUUUCAACAAAGCCAAAUUCCAGAGUUCAUCGGAUCCUUUAGACAGCUAAGGUAUCUCAAUCUCUCUGAUGCAGGUUUCACCGGUAAUAUCCCUCAUCAAAUUGGAAACCUUUCCAAUUUGAAGGUUCUUGAUCUCGGUACACCACAAGAAUACCUGCUGUCACAUGAUAUGUCAUGGAUUUCUGGCCUUCCAAAACUCGAGCAUCUUGACUUGAGUGGAGUGGAUCUUAGUAGAACACAAAACCUCGACAACUUACUUUACAUGAUUCCUUCAUUAUUGAAAGUAAGUUUGUCCAGGUGUGGACUAUCUGUGGCUCAUCUUGGAUCUCAUCAUCUUAAUACCAGUAGAGAUCUUGCUAGCAUGAGACACCUGGAUCUUAGUGAAAAUGGUUUCAGAGGACAACUCCCUAGCUUAUUUCUGAACAUGACAUCCCUAGCGUUCCUUGAUCUUUCGGAGAAUGAUGUUAGUAUGGCAUGGAGCUUUGGAAACUUGUUGAACAUGAUACCUUCUCUAUUAGAGCUGCGUUUAUCACGUUGUGGGCUCCAAAAGGUCAAUCUUUCUCUCGCUAAUCUUAAUUUCAGUACACAUUCUAACAUGCAACACCUCGAUCUUAGCCAUAAUGAAAUUGAAGGUGGAUUUCCAUCUGUUUUAGCAAACAUGAGUUCUCUGAUGUCUCUUGACCUUUCGGAGAACAUUUUGAAUUCAUCAAUUCCUGUCAUGCCUAACCUUCUUAAGCUCGAUAUUUCUGGAAAUGAAUUUAGGCAGAUUGAGGAUGUUGGAAUCUGGAGACAGUGUCACCUCAAGGAAUUGAUUGUUUCAUACAAUCAUCUUGAAGGAGAAAUGGUUGGCCCAUUAACUAAUGCAUCCAAGUGCUCUCAAUACGCAUUGGAGAUUCUGUAUUUAGAUAUGUGUGGAUUAAAGUGUUCAAUUCCAGAAUCUCUCGGAAGAUUGACCAAUUUAAGAAGCUUAGAUCUAUCUUCAAAUGCACUCACAGGUGCAAUCCCUGAAGCUCUGAGAAAUUUAAGAUCAUUACAAGAAUUAUAUCUAUCUGCUAAUCAAUUGAUCAGCCCUAUCCCAAAUUUCCAUAGCCAACUCACCAAACUUCGACUUAAUCAUAAUCAGUUGAAUGGUUCUAUUCCGGAAUCAUUGGGAAGACUAACAGCCUUAACAGAAAUAUUUUUGAACUCAAACCGUUUUACAGGCCCUAUCCCAGUAUUUCUAGGAAGACUCACUUCAUUAAGAGUGUUUUCACUAUCUUCAAAUUUGUUAAACGGGACCAUUCCAAAUUCAAUUGGGAAACUCACCAAACUCAAUGUGUUAGAUGUCUCUAACAACUUUAUACAAGGAGUGGUUUCGGAAGACCAUUUUGCUAACCUCUCGUUGUUAAAGUAUUUAGAUGCAACUUCUAAUAAUAAAUUGCUUUUCAAUAUCUCACAUGAGUGGAUACCUCCAUUCCAAUUAAAACUCAUUCGACUUGGUUCUUGCAAGAUUGGAGAUAACUUUCCACAAUGGAUUCGAACUCAAAAGAAUCUUGAGAAGUUAGUGCUGUCGAAUGCUAGCAUAUCCGGACCUCUUCCCACAUGGUUGCGCCUCAUGCCCGUUAUAAGUGCCUUAGAUCUCUCUUACAAUAAACUCACUGGUCCUUUGUCUAACCUUCCUUCUGUAUAUGACGGUAGAUAUGAAUUUUAUGGAGAAUUAUUUUUGCAAAAUAACCAUUUUAGCGGGUUGAUUCCAAGUCGAUUGUGCAGAAGAACAUAUCUGGAAAUUCUUGAUCUUUCUAGAAAUAGGUUGUCUGGGAAAAUUCCCAAGUGCCUAUGGAAUCUACCCUUGAUGGUGAUGCUACUUAGUUCAAAUAAGUUAUCUGGUGUCAUACCGAGUCCUUUAGGCUAUCCAUCCUUGCAAUGGUUACAACUGAAUGACAAUAACUUCAGUGGAGAGCUUCCACGAGAGUAUGGGUAUUUUGUAAAUUUAACAGUCUUGGAUUUGGGUGAGAACCAAAUCUCAGGAAACAUACCGAACUGGAUCGGAGAAAAACUGAGUUUGUUAAGUGCUCUAAGAUUGCAUAAGAAUAAUUUCACUGGACGAAUUCCCCACUCUUUGUGCAAAUCCGGACUGCAAAUUCUAGAUCUGGCACACAACAACUUAACAGGAUCAAUCCCUCAUUGUUUUGGAGAGUUGAGUGGCAUGAAAGGGAAAUCUGCUGUCAACUAUAUGAUUAUUUAUUUGCCUUUGUCUGUUUAUAGUAAUAUGAUGCAAGUCCUCAAAGGCGUUGCACUUAACUAUACAAGCACCUUGAAAUACGUCACAAACAUAGAUCUUUCGAGCAAUAAACUUGUUGGAGAAAUACCUGAAGCGCUAACCACACUUGAUGCAUUGAUGGGUCUCAAUUUGUGUAAUAAUCAUUUUAGCAGGGGUAUUCCAAAAAACAUUGGGAACAUGAAGUCGUUAAUUUCUCUCGAUUUGUCAGCAAAUGAGUUGACUGGGACGAUUCCUCUGAGCAUAGCAGCUUUAAAUUUCCUGAGUUACUUGAAUUUGUCGCACAACAACUUGUCAGGACAAAUUCCAACGGGAAAUCAGUUACAGACGCUUACAGAUCCAUCAAUGUAUUCUGAUAACACGUAUCUCUGUGGUAAACCACUGCCAAAGGAAUGCUCUCCUCAUGAAAACACGACAAGCAAGAACAUAUACAAAAAUGCUAAUGAGCCAAAGAAGGUAUGGUUUUACUUGGACGUAAUGAGUGGCUUUGCAACGGGUUUUUGGGGUAUUAUUGGAGUGUUGUUUUUCAAGAAACAAUGGAGGCGUAAACUUUUCAUGUAUUCUGAGAUAGCAAUGGACAAGAUAUAUGUUGCAGUCGCGGUUAGAGUUUUGAAGAUGAAAAGAGGAAGAGGAAGGGAGGCUGCAUAGAUAUUUCAGAACUCAAGUAACUGUGGAAUUCCUUAUCCGCUAUGGCGCUAUAAAUAAUUGCUUUCCUUUUGGUGCUUCUUAAUAUUGUUAUUGUGCAUUUAUAUUUAUA
This is a messenger RNA of Helianthus annuus (common sunflower), 3445 nucleotides long. RefSeq names its product receptor-like protein EIX1. Gene Ontology annotation, molecular function: protein binding. The transcript has a single exon. NCBI's taxonomy places the organism in Eukaryota, Viridiplantae, Streptophyta, Magnoliopsida, Asterales, Asteraceae. Bases 1 to 3336 code for a protein of 1111 amino acids. The record is from RefSeq and is a predicted model, not a curated record.